Messenger RNA from Neospora caninum, 4527 nucleotides. RefSeq names its product GTP-binding protein TypA, related. Gene Ontology annotation, cellular component: plasma membrane. Bases 1 to 4527 code for a protein of 1508 amino acids. The record is from RefSeq and is a predicted model, not a curated record. The transcript has 29 exons. Gene Ontology annotation, molecular function: palmitoyltransferase activity; calcium-activated cation channel activity. NCBI's taxonomy places the organism in Eukaryota, Apicomplexa, Conoidasida, Eucoccidiorida, Sarcocystidae.
AUGCGGCAGGAAGUGUGCAGCUUUCCCCCUCUUUCUUUCUCCCCUGUCGUUGUCUUCUGUCGCCUCGACGUCCGAUCCCGUCUCCAGCUCGGUUCAAAAACUGCGUUCCAUCUCAACCUUUUGGCGCAGUUCCUCAUCCGUCGGGACGGUCUUUGGAAUUCACGUGCUCGGCCCCAUCCCCGCGCUUCUCGCUCCUCCCUCUGCGUGCACUCAGCCACCUUCACGGGCGUCUUCGAGUACGACGGCAUGGACCUGCGCGAGCUGUCCAUUGAUGCGAACGCUGCAACCGACGCAGGCUCUCCCUCUUCCUCUCCUUCAUCUCCCGCUUCAUCGCCUUCACCUGUGUCGCCUCCUGGCUCUUCUCUUUCGGCUGCGGCGUCGUCAGAAGGCGGGGCUGAGAGUACAGGAGUCGGCGACGAGAGGAAAGGGGGGCCAGACACCGUGACGCGCAGUCCAUCUUCGCUCGCCGGGGACAUCCUCGUGCUCGCUGGCGUCUCGGCUGACGUCCGCGUCGGGGACUCUGUCGUCGAUCUCCUGGAUCCUCGGCCACUCGCUCCGUUGAACGUGGCCGAUCCGUCCGUCUCCAUUCAGGUGCUUGUGAACACUUCACCCCUCGCCGGCAAGGAAGUGGAGACGCCGACCUCGGGGACCUUGCUGCGUCAGCGCCUGCUCGCCAUGACAGAAAGAGACGUCUCGCUGCGCGUCGACACAACUCCAGACGACGACGGCGUGCAGUCCGGGGGAGGCUCGUGCCUCCUUCGCCUCAGCGGCCGAGGCCCUCUCCACCUCGCCCUCGUCCUCGAGACUCUGCGACGAGAGGGAUUCGAGCUCGUCGUCGCUGCUCCCUCCGUUCUGCCGAGAAAAGGCGACCUCGUCGACGUCACGAAUGCGUCUUCGACGUCUUCGUCUGCGCUGUCGACUCUGGUUUUCCGCCUGCCGACGCGAAAGGCAUUUGGUCUCCGUUCCGCGAUUUUGACGGCUUCGAAGGGAACGGCGUCGAUCCACGCGGCCGCAGGAGGCUACCAGGUGGUCCCGAAGGGCGAGGAGACCGACGGCCUGGUGAAGAUUGCGCGGAAGGAUCGGCACGCGAUGAUGGGGUCGUCCGCGGAGGUGUCGGGGAAAAGACAUCCAGACAAGUCUGGGUCCGUAGCGUCCAAGGGCUGCAAUGCGUUCAUCCCCAAGGAAGGCGCGAAACAGUCCGGAGGCUUCAACAUCAAGAGAGGCAUCGAAGGGGCUGGAGCAGGAAAAAAGAAAGACCGGGGCUUCCUCGUCGCCACCGAGGAAGGGACCGUCACCGGCAAAGGCGCUCUCAGUGCUCAGGAGAGAGGCCAGCUAUUUGUUUCACCCGGAGACCAAGUGUAUGGAGGCAUGAUCGUCGGACUGAACAGCAGAGGAGGGGACCUUCCGAUCAAUGUGUGCAAGGCGAAGAAGUUGACGAACAUGCGAGCAGCACACAAAGAGAUCAGUGAAGGCAUCGUCCCCCCCAUUGAAGUCACCUUGGAUUACGGCAUGGAGAUUAUCGGGGUGGUCUUGAUGAUUAGUAUGAUCAUCUAUUCCAUCUACGUAGUGGUAGCUAACGAUAUCGGCUAUUUCAACUAUAAGUUCUUCUACCUGACGCUACUGUACUCCUCUCUGACUCUGUCCUUCGCUUCAGCAACCAUGUUUCCCACUGCCACAGCCGCUUUGGGUGACCCGAAUAUUCCUUUUGAGACAGUGUACUUCAUUCUGUCGGGAGCUGUCCUGAGUUUCUGCGUUCUUUGCAUCGUUGGAAGCUUUUUCAUCUUCCACACAUACCUCGUGUCGAUUAACUGUUCUACCGUGGAAUACUGCGAGAAACGUCGGGGCGGCCCAGGCCACGAUUGGGAUUUAGGUGUCCUGAAAAACAUUAAAGAGGUUCUGCCCAGAGUGCUGACGGUCAUGCGGUCUGAAGGACGCGGCGCUGAGGAGAGCAUCCUCAGAGAGAAAAUACGGCGUCUGACUACUGAGCAUGGGUUUGAUUCGAGAGACGCAAUGGACGCAGACCUCGUUCAAGGGGUGGAUGUCCAUGAGGCUAAAGAGCAUGGAAAAUACAGCAAGGUCCGGAAAAUCGACACGCAACUCAUUGUUGCCCUCCACGAUAUGGAGAACAUUGCGGAGUUGUUUACCGCUUCGGGCUAUCCGAAAUGCGGGAAGUACAGCCUCUGCUGCAGUCCCAAAGAGCUUGGGGACUUAGGCUGCGGGUUCCCUCUCUUCUUCGACUUUCUCAAGAUGUUGCUCGUCCUGUCAGCCACCCAGUGCAUUUUCUUGUCGCCUGUUCUCCUCGGAGUCUACAACUUCUGGUCUCACGAACCUUCGACGCGCUGUUCGGUCUAUACUGCCGUCCUCGGAACGGCAGGCUGCCUCGAUGCCCGUGCGCGCUCUUCGCUGCUCCCCGUGUCAAUGGUGUUCGUAACAAUAGUUGUGUCGGUCGCGCUCUUUCCCCACUUCAGUCGGCGACAGCAACUGGUUGCAAAGAUGUCAACGGAUGAAGUGAUUCGGCCCGAUAGCUUCGCCGUCGCUGUGUCUGGGUUACCAGAGGACGCUGUCGAUGAAGCUGAAAUUGCCAAGUUUUUCGAAGAGAAUGCUCUGUUUGGAAGCAGACCAGCCUCGAUAGUUAAAGUCGUCAUAGGCUUCGAUGUUGGCCAGUACUACGAGUAUGCCAGGAGGCAGAGUUACCUUAAAAAAAAGCUGAGACGCACUGGAAAACCGCAGGAUUUAGAAGAAAAACGCUUGCGAGAGCAACUGACGAGGUUGGAAGAAAAGUUCAAAAGUCUAGAGUCUAUGCACCUCAGGGGAACAGGAUUUGCGAUCGUCCUCUUUUGCUACCAGCUCGUUCGGAGGGCUCCGAAUCCUUCAGAUAUUCAAUGGGAAAACCUCGGUUAUAGCAGCAGCCGCCGAUUGCUUGCCAAGGUGGCUACAAUUUCCAUCGGUGCGAUCAUCUGGUUCUUCGCGCUCUCAGUUGACGUUGUGCUGCUGUCGCUGAAUGUGCGAAUCCACAACGAAAGUUAUCGCGGGACGGGACUCGAUUGGUUCAAACCCGUUGAAACCCUCAUCGAACAAAUCGACCUCACGCCGAUCCGGGAGGCGCUUGCUGACCCGCUGAACAUGCGAGCACACUUUGGCCAUUUGCUCCUCUCGUUUGCUCCCAGUGUCAUCACCACCAUCGUGAACGGCGCCGCCGGAUGGGUGCUCGAUUUCAUGUCUCAAUAUGAACGGCAUCGAACCGUGACUGGCCGAGAGGCUUCUUCGCUGCUGAAACUCACGAUCGUCUUCACUCUCAACACUGCGGUCAAGUACAUCUUUGUGCUGAACCAAUCGGAGUGGUGCAUCCUGGUGGAGCCCAUCGUCACUGCGUUUCCUUGUCAGUGGGUACUGGUGACGGAAGGAAUACCUGGCUUCCGUUUACAGUCGCAGACGCUGUUGCCUGUCUGUGUACUCAAGUAUGACAGACUUGCGACGGUUCUGAAGUCUUUCGCGCUGACUGUAAUGUAUCUUCCUCUCGCUCCGAUCGGAGGCUUCUUCGGCAUGGUGAUGUGGGGCAUCUACUACUGGACGUACAAGUACAUGUUGCUGCGGAGGUGUAAAAGGCCUUACGUUCAGUCUGCUCUGUUGCCAGAAACCGCUCUCCGACUCGCUCGGUUCUUCCUGCUCUUCGUGCCUCUCAUGGGGACCUACCUUCUCGUCCCGUCCUUUGACGCUUCGCUUCACUUCACCAUCAAAAUGGUGAUGCUUUCUGGCCUGUGCGUCGCGGCGUUCUUCCUCGUUCUUCCCGGCCGUGUCGCGCAAACGCUGUGCGCCACCCACCAGUGUCAGCCUAUGAAGGAAAAGACGCUCUGGGAGACGUUGACGUACUACGAAGCGCAGCACAUGUUUGUUGACAAAUACCACCGAACCAAUCCAGUGUAUCGCGUGUUGCCUACGGCCCUCAAUCCGGACAUUCUUGCGCCUGAAGCCUCAAGAUUCAGUUCGCCACAAAACGCGCCGUUCGAACUCGAGGAAGUCCGACCGAAGCGGCGAAGGCCAGGCCUGCUCACAAACUUCAGCCAAGGCCUCGGGCUCCAGGAACACGUGCGAUGUCAUUUGCGGGCGACCAUUGCAGCGAACGUGGGAGUCUCUCGCGCCGCCGACGGCCGUUUCCCUCGCGCGCUUCCGGUGUCUCUGGACCCUGUCCUGAUUUUGUCGGAGCAUCUUCCGCCGGAAAUUGGGGAUGCGGUGAGGCGGAAAACGAUGGCGCCUUCACCUGGAGAACUCCGGAAGGCGGAAACAGGCGUUGGGAUCUCCUCGAGCCUUCACACCCAGAGCUCUUCUUCCGGCGCGAGACCUGAGACGCUUUUCGAUAACUCUUGCUCUCUCGCGUCAUCUGAUUCGCCUCACGCGACGUCAAACGAGGCAGAGACAGAACGCCUGGCUGCCAACUUCGACGAGGAAGGACAAGAAACACAAAAACACCUUCGCGUAGAAUCGCCUUUCCACGGGACUGCGCCUGGAAGUCAACGUGGAGAGCUCUAG